AUGCUUCAGAAAGGCUUGGCGGAGAAGGUGGCCAUCGACGUGACGUUGGAGGAGUGCCCCGGACGGUGUGUGCAAACGCCAAGGAUGACCACAUCGUCCAAGGAGCUGGAGACGCGCGACGUCUCAACUUUCAAGAGGGGAAGGAUGGGCGGCCGCGAAAACGCCGCGAAGCAAAGCAGCGUGCUGGGCAAGGCGCGAGCGCUGCGCCUCUCCAGGAACUCCACAUCGCGCGAACCCAGCAAAGAGAAUCUUUGCGGCAUAGUGCUGAGUGGGUCAGAGCUCUCACCGCGGGUGUCCAGCGGCAAGGAGCCGAGAUUGGAAGGAGAAGGUCAGCAGCAGUUGUGGAUUGGAGCCGCAAAGGAUGGAAGUGGAUUGGUGCCACUCAAUGACACCUUCAACGGCGAGGUGGAAGUUCAACAUGCAAAGGUCAUGGAGUUGUCAGCAGCAGGCACAACAGCAGCUAAAAGCUUCAGCCGAGACAGCGCAGAGGUUUGUAGCUUCGAGCUCAUCGAGCGCGACAAGGAGCAACCUUGGAGAAGCCUCAAAGGUUUCUGCUGCGUUGAUCCCGUGGCAAGAAAGCACUUGCAGUACAACGCAACCUUCCCGAUCGAUUUCAUCGACAACUACGUCACAGACCGGUGGCAAGACCCAGGUGGUUUAACCAAGGAGGAGAUGGAGCAACCAGACGCAGGAAGACUGGUGGGAUUUGAUAAGAAGUUUUGGCCCUCAACAGGGGUGGCCAUAAGCAUGGUCCACAAUGGUUUCCGGCUUGGGAAGACUACAGAUGGCAGUGGCGACCUGCGUGUAGUCUCUACGCCCAACGGGUUGGUGAAAUCAAGCGUGAUCAGGCGGACACCAAAGCCGUGGAAUCCAGUCUACACCUCGAUGGUGACGGACUUGCCCUACAAGCUGACAGAAGUUCAGAAGGAGCGCGCCAAGGAUUGUUCCUGGACUUGCAGCAGAACUCAAAACGUGGAAAGGUAUGCCGUGGACCAUGGCGAUAGUGAAGAAGAGCAGCCUACGAUGGACAUGGGCCAACCAAAUCAACAGGAGACGGAAUUUGAACAAACGCCAUCUUCAAAGAAGAAUUUCAAAACUUUGGUGAGCGCAGUGGUCAAUGACUACCAGUGGGAGCAAGACCUCUAUGAUGAUCUCGACGACGAAGAGAUGGCGUUGGAGAACUUUGAGAAUGAAGAGUAUGAGGACAUUGAGGAGCUGACAAGGACACCGGAACCUUAUGGCAAACUCCUUUCAACACGCAGUGUGUUUGACUGGAGGCCAGCGCAGAUGCCUGUCUUCACUCAGGACUUGUCAGUUCAGAUCAUUUUUCGCAUCGUGUGGACCCUCCUUGACACGGCCAGUGGCUUUGGAUCUUCGGCAGAGCUGGCGUACGUUCGGAGUGGAUGCUCCUUGUUAGUCCGGCUGGCCGCUUUGAUGACUCUGACGGUCCCCGCGCUGGUUUGGGUGCUACGCGCUUGCGUUCGACGCUGCGGUCUUCCUGGGUUGGCCAACGCUCUACUGGCGGCUCAGGAGAAGUAUGCCCUGUCGGCUGCGGACUUCACGCCACGCACCGAUGCGAAGUUGGACCAGUUCGCCGUCGAAAGCCGGACCGGCAAGACAGUGGCAGAGCAGAGGCCGACAGCUCCCACCAGUUAUUGCGUGGAAGCUGGAGACACUGGUGAAAGUGGCUCUGGUGCUGGUGCCACAUUGCCCAUUGGUGACCUUAUGGCCAAAAACAAGCUAGGUGGUUGUGAUCUAGCAUCUAGCCUUGGCUUGGGCCAGCAGCUGGUCUCAUCUGGCUUUGGUUUGCUGAACAUGCUGGCCUCAUCUGGCUUUGGUGUGCUGGGUAUGGUGGCAAAGGGAUCAUACUCUGGUGGCACUGGAAUCACUGGUGGUGGCCUGUGGAUCCAUUCGCUCUGCCAUGGCUACUGGUUUGUGGAGAUGUCCACCAUUGCUGGCUGCAAUUUGCUGGCACUGGAGUUGGAGCUACAUUGGCGCUUCGUGGGGGAACUCAAGGAGGAGCUCCGGAAGAUCAAGAAGCUGGCUGGGAGAGAGUCCAUGACCCUUGAAGACCUCAAGUUCUAUGCCUUGAUGCCCAACGACAAGGGGAACCCCUCUAUGAAACUGCUACGGCGGGGUGGGCUGAAGAGGAUGAAGCUGGAGGGCAGGGAGAGCACGGCGGAGAAGACCGCGCUAGUAAAGUUCAAGACGGAAAGGACCGCCGAAGAGCUGGAAAGGGCGAGGCAGAACCUGCUGGUCAUGAAGGUUGAGCUGGUGAAGCGAACCGGCAGAUGGACGAGUUCAGCGGUGCAGCGCUACUUGCGUGACUCGGUGGACGUGCUGGCGGGGCUCGCAAAGAAGAUGGACGAGUUUGUUUUUGGUAAGGCCGUUGACCGCGAGUUGAAGGUGCUCGGAAACAAGCUUCUAGGAAAGGCGCAGAUCAAGGUCUCCGAGGAUGACCUGAAAGCAGAGCACAGGCAUGGCGAGCGCGAGUUAAGAAGUGCACUGCGGGCACUUGGGCCAAACCCUGUGGAAUCAAAUGGUAGCGGAGCGCUGGUGGAUUUGCUGGUCGUGGGCUUGCAGGAGGAGUUGGCUUCCACUCAAGAGGCUUGUUGGUGGUUGCGCCUUGGGCAAUGUGGCGGAUGGGAGAGGGAGGAGCUGACAGGAAUUGCAGACACGCGUGCCCCGUGGCUCAUGGAUGACCCCAAUGUGCUUCGUGAAAAAAAACGCACCACGAUGACGCUGCGCGAAUGCAAGAGGCCAUAUAUCCCUCAAAGAGCAGCUAGCGACGCCCUCAAGACGCUGAAGGACAAGAUGGACCACGUGGACACGCAGCCAUGGGAGGAACUGGUGACUGAGAUGGACAUGCUGGGCAAUGAAUUUGCAGAGCUGCUGACGCUGGCAGAGGAAGAAGACAGGAUAGCCUUGGAGCAAGGCAGAAUGGCUGCCCGUGGUUUUGUCGCCGAACAUGGCAACCCCGUUUCGGAGGUCAUCCCGAGUAAAGAGGAGUUGGAGAAGUUGGUGAGCGUUUUGAACGCCGAGGUGGACUAUUGGAAAUUGUUUCCAGAGCCACGCGGCUUUGAGGACUUCAAGGCACCAAUACCAGAAGUAGGCACCUACGGACCAGUACUGGAAGGUUGCGAGACCGAUUGGCAGGAGGAUUGCGCAGGUCAGAACCAUCAGAGCUCACGGUUGCUGGUGGGUUGCUCCGCCAUGCAGCAGUUGGGUUUGGAUCAGUCGUGGAUCACGAAUUUCGUGAACCUGCCCGACAAUCGUGUGCGCGCGCGUGCUCGCUCUGGCGACAGGUAUAUGGGAAAGGACGGAGAUGUUGAUGACACAAAGGUGGACACCCCGCCUAAGCGUGGUGAUGCUUUGGGUGAUUGGUCAACGCCACAGGGCAUGAUCCAAGCAGUGAAGAAAGCAAAAGGCUUGGGGAAAGCAAUUCCAAGGGAAUUGGCUCAGGCACUUGCCUCAACGUUGAAAGGCAUGAAGGGGAAAGGGAAAGGUCUACACCAAGGGGAGAGGGAGACGGCAAUGCCAUCAUUUGAGCCUGUGGCUAGCUCUGGUUGGCUCCACACCAAAAGGCUUGGCAAGCAGAAUCAUCAUUCUGCUGAAAACAAGAGGGAUGAGGUGGAAGCGAUUGAAGAUUCCCAACCGAGCUGCGAUGGAGAAAAACGCAAGCCUGAGCCAACGGAUGAAGAAACCCCGGACAAACGUGCAGAAGUGCCUAAGCGGAUGAAAAAAAAGAUACCUGACCAAGAAGAGGCUGAGGCUGUUCCGGAAGAAUCCAAGCAGAAAAAGAAGAAAAAGAAGGAUGAGGAACUUGAUGAGAAUGGUGAGGCUUUGAAUGGGAAAGAGUCUCAGGCAAAGAAGAAGAAGAAACCAAUUGCUGAUGAAGCUGACGCGGAUCUGGAGAUGGAACCGCCUAAGAUGAAGAAGCCUAAGAAUGAUGGCGGGGUCAGCGGAGACAGGCUACAUGAUGGGCCCAAGAAGAAGAGAGGAGAUGCGCAUGAUGACAAAGAAGAGGCACAGCCACGAAAGGCAAAGGUUCCAAGAGGUAUCCAAGCUGAAGAACCUGAAGCGGAGGUGAUGACACCCACAGAGAAGCAAGCAAAAAGGAAAGAGAAGAACAAGAAGGCCAACGAGAUCCAAGAGGGUGACAUGGCGGACUUGUCAAAACAAAUGGAGACUGAAGCCAUGCAGGUGGCGAUGUACGGCUCAGUGCCAAUCGAUGUGGCUGAGGGCGAGGAGGGCGGUCAAGAUCUGGAUGGCGAAGAGCUGGAUUUAGAGGAUUGGGAACACCAGGAAUUGCUGGUUGAUGAUCGGGAAGGCGUCCCAUCACAAGGCCUUAUGGAUGUUGAAGGCAUGAGUGCUGAAGCAAUUCGUGAAGCGAAGAGCACUCCAGCGAAGGAGGAGAAGAAUGGGAAUAGUGAUGAGAAGGAUGACAAAGAAGGUGGGCAACAAAACCAGCAGAAGACGACAGUCAGCGCUGCAGUGGCUGUGAACAGUGGGGAUCCUGCGGACGCCCCCGAUCCUGAAGUAGUUGCUGCCAAGAAGGCAGCUCUCACCUCCAAGGUGGACGGAAUGCGGCCCUUGGAUCAACGCCCAGACGGGGACGACAGCAGCAGUACUGCGAGCAGCAAGAAGGGCAAAGGGAUGUUGGCCAGGAACUGUCGGGCUUUGAUGGCAAUGAGGAUGGAGCAGGCAAUGGUUGAUGGGAAGAAGAAUUAUGAGAUUCAACGCGAGUAUGAAUCGGAGAAGUCGGAUGUGCAGGACUGCGCAGGUCGAUGGCCGACUGCGGAUGCCUGGGGCCGUGAGUUUUCUGAGGAUUACGAGAUCCUGAAAACAAAAGAAGAAUGGGUGGCCGUUCAUGGAGAUGCCGCGUUGACGCGGAUCCCGGGAUUCAUGCCCUACCGUAUCCCGUAUGGUGCAAGAGCUUCGCCGAAGCUCUUCACGGCAAAAGUGCUUUGCCACGGUGGAACCACCCAGUAUUGUGUCGCGGUUAUUUUCGCGGUAGUCGAUGAGAUGCAACAAGACUACCGCGCGGCAGGGCAGGUAUCCUGA
Durusdinium trenchii is the source of this 5064-nucleotide messenger RNA. Lineage: Eukaryota; Dinophyceae; Suessiales; Symbiodiniaceae. The record is from the annotation of a GenBank genome assembly.